CCAUACCUAUUCAACACUGUUUGAUUAUAUAAACACUCACCUGGGUAAGCCUGUGUUCUUUCUCACACCUCUUUAAUUUUUUUUUUUUCUUUGUUUUUCCCCCCUUUCUUAUGGAGCACUUAGCUUUGAGCAUCUUUCAGCUUUGAAUCUGUAUACCUGAGAUAAAGAAUUUGAAAUGGAUUCAAAAGGGAGUUUACGUGCUACCACCUGGGCAAAGUCUUCUUCCUUAACAACCUCUGCUGAAAAUGGAUUACAGACAAACAUAUCCUCGGCGGAUUCUUUCUCUUUACCGGGCUUCGGUUCGCUACAUAAUCAGCACAAAUGGCCUGAUCCCUCUAUUUCAGAUUAUGGGGUCAGGGAAGAAGCCCCCCUACAAGGGUUCAGCCAACCUUCUCAAGCCCAGACUCUGCUUCCUUGCGACACCAACAACAAGAUUAAGAUCCCUGAUCAAGAAAACUGUCCACUGAGUGAAUCAUCACAAACAAAUAGACUCCAAAAUUGGGAUCCCAGUGUGAUGUUGUAUAACCUUUCCUUCUUGGAAAAUAAGAUUCAUGAGCUUCAGGAUCUAGUCCACCUGAUUGUUAGUCAAAAAGACCAACCUAAUGAAAUUGUGACACAGGAGCAGCAGCUUAUCACUACUGAUCUUACAUCAAUUAUUGUUCAAUUGAUCUCUACUGCAGGCAGUCUUCUCCCUUCGGUUCGGCAGACCCUUAUAAAUGGUAAUCCUUUGGUGGGACAGCUUGGCCAACUUUGUGGAAUUGCUGUUCCUUCCGGAUCAGGUCCAAGUAGCAGCUGUAUUCAACCACAAAAUAAUAACGGAAAUAAACUGUCUGAUCAAUCCAUGCAGAAUGAUCUACCUAGUAAUCGCGAAAUGGAACAAAACUACAUGGAAGAACAUGAAUAUAAAGAUGAAGAUGCAGAUGAUGGUGACAACCUUCCACCUGGUUCAUACGAGAUUUUACAAUUAGAGAAGGAAGAAAUCCUCGCACCUCAUGCGCAUUUCUGUACAAUUUGCGGGAAGGGAUUCAAGAGGGAUGCGAAUCUUCGAAUGCACAUGAGAGGCCACGGUGACGAGUACAAAACCCCAGCAGCCCUUGCGAAACCGCAUAAAGAAUCCGGGUCUCAACCGAAGCUUAUUAAGAGGUAUUCCUGCCCUUAUCAUGGGUGCAAGCGUAACAAGGAUCACAAGAAGUUUCUACCUCUGAAGACCAUUUUAUGCGUCAAAAACCAUUACAAAAGAACACACUGUGACAAAAGUUACACUUGCAGCAGAUGCAACACCAAGAAGUUUUCAGUCUUGGCUGAUCUAAAAACUCAUGAAAAGCACUGUGGUAAGGAUAAAUGGCUUUGUUCAUGUGGCACAACAUUUUCGAGGAAAGACAAGCUUUUUGGACACAUUGCUCUUUUUCAAGGUCACACACCAGCAAUUCCCUUGGAUGAAAGCAAAGAAAACAAUAAGGUAGGGGGUAUGAACUCCUGUUUGGUGUCAAAUCCUUCAACUGAAAAUGGAGUUCAAAAUAUCAUGGAUGCAAGAGCUAAUAUUGAUGAUCCUAUCAGUUAUCUGUCAUCAUUGAACUUUGAAGCUAACUUUGGUGCGUUCAACGAAUUCACUCGACCUCCACCUGAAGAAUCAGAAAGUUCUUUCUCUUUUUUCAUGCCCGGAUCUUUUAAACCCGGAGGAGAAUCAAGUCGUGACAAUAUUUUGUGACAAAUUGUAAUGCUGUUAGUUUAGUACUUCCGUUAAUAUAUAUGCAUUUAUGUCUUUUCCCAUGUGAAGCAACGUGUAACGAGGCUUUUCUAGUUUAUGUUAAAUUUGUAAAGAAAGUUAAUUAAAUGUCCAUGCAAUUUCUGUAGAAACAAUAGAUUUUCAUGCAAUUUCAUAGUACUCUUUAAGUUUAGUUGGAUAAGAA
Lotus japonicus is the source of this 1910-nucleotide messenger RNA. Its product is annotated as protein SENSITIVE TO PROTON RHIZOTOXICITY 1-like. The record is from RefSeq and is a predicted model, not a curated record. The transcript is spliced from 2 exons. Gene Ontology annotation, biological process: response to acidic pH; response to aluminum ion. The coding region runs from base 176 to 1708 and encodes 510 amino acids. Lineage: Eukaryota; Viridiplantae; Streptophyta; Magnoliopsida; Fabales; Fabaceae.